This is a messenger RNA of Diospyros lotus (date-plum), 1706 nucleotides long. RefSeq names its product probable lactoylglutathione lyase, chloroplastic. The transcript is spliced from 9 exons. Gene Ontology annotation, molecular function: lactoylglutathione lyase activity; metal ion binding. Gene Ontology annotation, cellular component: cytoplasm. NCBI's taxonomy places the organism in Eukaryota, Viridiplantae, Streptophyta, Magnoliopsida, Ericales, Ebenaceae. The record is from RefSeq and is a predicted model, not a curated record. The coding region runs from base 158 to 1237 and encodes 359 amino acids.
UCGGAAUAACCAUAGCCACUUUGCUCUUCACCCUCACUUCACACUCCUCUCUCACACAGCUUCUCCAUACGCAAAGCAUAUACAGAAUCGGCGCCGGCCAUUUCUAUAUCUCUCUUUGUUUGUAUAUAGAGAGAGAGCGAGAUAGAUAGAGAAGCAGAUGGUGAGGAUAAUUCCCAUGGCGUCGUCCAUUCGCCCCUCUCUCUCUGUCUUCAGGUCGUCUUCCCCUCGCCUCGGCGUUUCCCUCUUCCCGAAUCCCUAUCGGAGGCUCAGUUUCUUCCAUCUCGGCAGUGCAGUUCCACAAUCACAGUUGUUCAGCCUGAAAGCUUCUAAACUGUUGAGAGCAGAAGGAAACAACAUGGCGAUUCGUGCUGCCGGAAAUAUGGCACAAGCCAGCACUGCUAUUACCCAAGAAGAGGCUCUAGAGUGGGUUAAAAAGGAUAAGAGAAGAAUGCUCCAUGUUGUGUAUCGUGUUGGGGAUUUGGACAGGACAAUAAAAUUCUACACUGAAUGCUUGGGGAUGAAGCUGUUACGGAAACGUGACAUACCUGAGGAGAGAUACACAAAUGCCUUUCUUGGAUAUGGGCCAGAAGAUUCACACUUUGUUAUAGAACUGACAUACAAUUAUGGAGUUGAGAAGUAUGAUAUUGGAACAGGUUUUGGCCAUUUUGGUAUUGCAGUAGAAGAUGUUGCCAAAACUGUGGAUCUCAUAAAGGCUAAGGGUGGAAAAGUUACCCGGGAACCUGGUCCAGUUAAAGGUGGCAAUACAGUUAUUGCGUUUGUUGAAGAUCCUGAUGGUUAUAAGUUUGAGCUUCUUGAGAGAGGCCCUACACCUGAGCCCCUUUGCCAAGUGAUGCUUCGAGUUGGUGAUCUUGAUCGGUCUAUUAACUUCUACGAGAAGGCCUUUGGUAUGGAGCUUUUACGGAAAAGGGAUAACCCUGAAUACAAGUAUACCAUAGCAAUGAUGGGCUAUGGGCCUGAAGAUAAAAAUGUUGUGUUGGAGUUGACUUACAACUAUGGGGUCACUGAAUACGAGAAAGGAAAUGCCUACGCCCAAAUUGCAAUAGGAACAGAUGACGUUUACAAAACUGCAGAGGCGAUUAAACUCCAUAGUGGGAAGAUUACCAGAGAACCUGGACCCUUGCCUGGAAUCAGCACGAAGAUCACUGCAUGCCUAGAUCCUGAUGGUUGGAAAACGGUUUUCGUUGACAAUCUCGAUUUCCUCAAGGAAUUGGAGUGACUUUGAGGAAUUGUCACAGAUCGCAAAAAAUGGAUCUUUGCUUGGACAGGCGACACGAUCAACCAAUGAAAGCUUCAUUUGGUCCUGGUGAAACCUUCUUCUUGGAGUAGUACCCCUGAGAGAACGAGUUAAAUCCUUUUUGUAGAUGUAAUUACUUUGAUUAUCACUGUAACCAGCAUUACUGAGAAGUCAACGAAAAACUGAAAUAUUUUUUUUUUUUUCCCUUGCCCCAUCUGUUUCAUCGAAAGCAUUCUUGAGUGAUAUAACAAGUAAUACGAAGGAAAAGAAAAGACAAGAAAAUUGCAGUGUCUGUAGGGAGCCUUUGCACAUGUAACACUCUCUUUUGAUCCUUUAUAUAGAGUUAGUUGGUCCUUAAAGUCUCCGCUUCAAACAUUUCCAUUCUGACUGUUUUGUUGCAAAUGUUGAAAUUCUUUCAUUUGAUGUGUAAGGCACAGUGUUGUUCAGUGUA